This is a messenger RNA of Vicia faba (fava bean), 2001 nucleotides long. NCBI's taxonomy places the organism in Eukaryota, Viridiplantae, Streptophyta, Magnoliopsida, Fabales, Fabaceae. The record is from the annotation of a GenBank genome assembly.
AUGUACGGCGGUAGUCGGCGUGAAACCGAAUCUGAUACCCCCGUGAUGCACAACGAUGAAGAUGAAGAAGACGAAGAAGGUUCCUUCAAGAGCUGGGCAAAACAAACACAAGAAAGUUAUCAGUUACAGCUCGCACUCGCGCUUCGCAUUUCAUCUCACUCAUCUUCUCCCUCUCAAUCCAACUUCGCCUCUUCUCCUUCCGAUUCCCCCCAAUCUCUUUCCCACCGUUUUUGGGUUAACGGUUGUUUGCAAUACUCUGACAAAAUUCUAGACGGUUUUUACCUAAUUCACGGGAUGGAUUCAUAUACAUGGACUAUAAGCACGGAUAUGCAGAAUGUUGGUACAAUUCCAUCUAUUGAAUCACUCAUGUCGGUUAAACCAUGUGAUAACUCUUCAAUUGUAGUCAUUUCUAUUGAUAAAUCUAGAGACCCUGCCUUCAGAGAAUUGCAAACUGGGGUACUAAGUCUCUCAACUAACUGGAUUACGAUCAAACAUGCAACUCAUCAGCUUGCAAAUCUUGUUUAUAAUAGGAUGGGAGGAGGAUCUUCCGACGAAGAUAAUUUAGGUACACACUGGAAGGAAUGCUCUGAACUUCUUAAAAGCUGUCUACAGUCUAUCAUUCUUCCUAUUGGAAGCUUACCUGUCGGCCUUUGUGUCCAUCGAGCAUUGCUGUUUAAAGUGUUAGCAGAUUUAAUCAACCUACCGUGUCGAAUUGCUAAGGGCUGCAAGUAUUGUAGAAAGGACACAGGUGCUUCUUGUAUAGUGCAAUUUGGUUCUGACAGGGAGUAUAUGAUUGAUUUAGUAGGAAGGCCCGGGGAAACAUACCAACCUGAUUCUUCAGUGAAUUCUGCAUCUUCGAUGUUGAUCCCUUCACCAUUAUGUCAUCCAAGGUUCAAGCCAGUUGAAACAGCUGAUUAUACAAAGGCAAUGGCCCAAUUGUAUUUCUUGGACAAUCAAGCACUGCAUCUUGCAUUUGAUACCACAUCAGGAGGUGCUGUUGAUUGUAGUGGCAAAAUGGAUCUACAGCAAACUGAAAUGUUAGGUGCAAACUAUGCUGGGGGCAACCACCAUAUAGUUGCUUUGAGUCCCGGAGGUCCCGACAUAGAGGAACAUUUGUCUUUCAAUGAAUCAAACCAGUCAGGGGUGAAUUAUUCAAGUCAUGAAGUUGACCUUGAGGAGGAGGAUCUGGACAUUCCGUGGAGUGAACUUAUUUUGAAAGAGAACAUUGGGACAGGGUCAUUUGGAACUGUCCUUCGUGCGGACUGGCGUGGCUCUGACGUUGCUGUGAAGAUACUAAAGGUACAAGGUUUUGAUUCUGAGCGAUUUGAAGAGUUUCUAAAGGAGGUCACACUCAUGAAGCGCUUGCGUCAUCCAAACAUCGUACUUCUAAUGGGUGCUGUAAUCCAACCCCCGAAGUUAUCAAUUGUAACAGAAUAUUUAUCAAGAGGAAGCUUGUAUGAACUUCUGCAGAUGCCAAGUGUUGGAUCCUCAAUCAGUGAGAAGCGUCGUUUAAGUAUGGCAUAUGACGUGGCAAGUGGAAUGAAUUAUCUUCAUCAAAUGAAACCUCCAAUUGUUCAUAGAGAUUUGAAGUCUCCAAAUCUUUUGGUUGAUGAUUCAUACACUGUUAAGGUAUGUGACUUUGGCCUUUCACGUACAAAAGCAAAUACAUAUCUUUCUUCUAAAACAGCUGCUGGAACUCCUGAAUGGAUGGCACCAGAAGUCAUCCGAGGUGAACAAUCAAAUGAAAAAUGUGAUGUAUUCAGCUUUGGUGUAAUCUUGUGGGAACUGGUGACCCUUCAACAACCAUGGAGGCAGUUAAAUCCUUCACAGGUUGUUGCAGCUGUUGGUUUUAUGGGCAAAAGGCUAGAAAUUCCAAGGCAUGUGAAUCCCCAAGCGGCUGCCUUGAUUGAGCUCUGUUGGUCUGCGGAUCCAAGGAGGCGGCCUUCUUUCUCCUACGUUAUGAAAUAUUUGCUGCAAAUAAUUGCUGACGCGAAAGUGUGA